Hordeum vulgare subsp. vulgare (domesticated barley) is the source of this 639-nucleotide messenger RNA. RefSeq names its product protein BOLA2. Gene Ontology annotation, cellular component: cytosol; nucleus. The coding region runs from base 117 to 398 and encodes 93 amino acids. The transcript is spliced from 3 exons. Gene Ontology annotation, biological process: intracellular iron ion homeostasis. The record is from RefSeq and is a predicted model, not a curated record. Lineage: Eukaryota; Viridiplantae; Streptophyta; Magnoliopsida; Poales; Poaceae. Gene Ontology annotation, molecular function: 2 iron, 2 sulfur cluster binding.
GGGGCAAGUGGGAUAAAUUGAUAGGAGGAAGGCACAGCCAAGUUGAAAGUCUCCUUCUCCGCCGGCCCGGAACAGACAGAGAGACCAAGAGGAGGGGGAGGCAAUCGUCAGCAGCCAUGGGCGUGACCAAGGAGGACGUCGAGGCCGCCGUCGCCGCCGCGCUCAGCCCCACCCACCUCGUGGUCACCGAUACAUCCGGCGGGUGCGGCGCGAGCUACGAGAUCGAGGUGGUGUCGGGCAAGUUCGAGGGGAAGCGGCUGCUGGAGCGCCACCGGAUGGUCAACACCGCGCUGGCGCCGCUCAUGGCCGAGAUCCACGCCGUCUCCAUCAAGGCGCUCACCCCCGAGCAGGCCCAGCCCCAGCCGUCGCCGCCCGCCGUCACCGCCGACAAGGCCUGACUCGCUCCCAAGGAAGCAUUGGUUGGAUGCUGGGAAACUCGCAUCAUACAGUACUCUCUGCUUGAAUGAAUGAAUGAAUAAUGUAGCAAUGCCGCGCCUGCGGAAUCGAGACUCUGCAGUGGUGGCAUACGUUAUGUCCAUGUGAUUGCGAUGAUUUAGUGCUUCUGCUCUAACUGCGUUUGGCCUGAGAUUGUGUGGCGACAUGUUCCUGAGUUGUGUCAUAUAAUCUCUUUGCAGUUUA